CCGGCCAGCGGCAGAGUGUGUGCCCUUAACUUCACCUAAAACUUUCUGGGAAACUUAGGCAACAGGAAGAAAAGAGGAGGGAAAACAAAACAAAAAGAAACGAAAAAAAAAAGAAAAACACUGACUGACAAAAGUGUCGUAACUCGCUUCACUCUUGUUUUAAUGAAACUACUUAUUAUUCAUGUCUUUGUUUUUUUAAACUGCCAUGCCCCCCUGAGAAGUUUUGAAUGAGCCGGGUGACGCGUGGGUUUUGACUUUGACUUUUUUCUUUUUUACAUUUUUCUUUUCUUUUUCUUUUUUUUUGAAUUUUUUUACUCUGACGUGCGGAUAAAGUUCUUCUUCUUUCCCAAUUGAAACUCGUGAUGGCUGUCCUGUCACUAGCGUUUCUCCUUGCAGGAUUUGUUUUGACUUCAGCUGACAAGGCUGGCGAAGUUGAUCGCGAGGACCAGCUGAGGAGCCGCUUGAAGGAAUAUGGCCUGGUCACUCCGUUCAGCACCGACUCCCAUGGACACUACCUGUCACACUUGCUCUCAGCCACUCACAAGCAGCGCAUCAAGAGGGAGGUGUUUUCUUCUGGUGAACAUGAACAGAAACUCUUUUUCAACAUCACAGCAUUUGGUAAGGAGUUCCACCUCCGCCUGCGCCCGAACAACAGACUGGUGGCCCCGGGUGCGAUGGUGGAAUGGCACGACGAUGUUCAAGGAGCGGGGAAUGGCACGGGCGGCGUGGGUGACGAUGCCAGCGCCAACCAGACUGAGCGAAGCGGCAUGACGGAGAUGACACUGCGACGCGAACUGCUGAAGACCGACUGCACCUUCAUUGGGGACAUCUCGGACGUCCCCGGGGCCUCUGUUGCUAUUAACAACUGUGACGGCUUGGCUGGGAUGAUCCGGACCGACUCGGACGAGUACUUCAUCGAGCCGCUAGAGCGAGGCACUCAGGAGCUGGAGGACCAGGGCAGGGUCCAUGUGGUUUACCGCAGAUCGGCCGUGCUGCAGGCCCCCUCGGACAUCUCUGUGGACUACCAGCCGCACGAACCACAGUUGGACGUACCUGGGACUCUCAACACUGUCGCCCGGCAGGUCAACCAAACCAUACACCGCCGCCGCCGCCGCCGAGACGCCGGAGGAGAGGAUUUCAACAUUGAGAUCCUGCUCGGCGUCGAUGACUCGGUGGUGCGAUUUCAUGGCAAGGAGCAUGUGCAGAACUACUUACUCACUCUGAUGAAUAUAGUGAAUGAAAUUUACCACGACGAGUCACUGGGAGUACACAUCAAUGUGGUCCUGGUGAGGAUGAUCAUGCUGGGUUAUGCCAAGUCCAUCAGCCUCAUUGAAAGAGGCAACCCGUCACGGAGCCUGGAGAACGUGUGCCGCUGGGCGUUUGUGCAACAAAAAGGCGACCCUGAUCACGCUGAACACCAUGACCAUGCAAUCUUCCUCACUCGCCAAGGUUUCGGCCCCACAGGAAUGCAGGGUUACGCUCCAGUCACGGGAAUGUGUCACCCUGUGAGGAGCUGCACCCUCAACCAUGAAGAUGGCUUCUCUUCUGCCUUCGUUGUGGCUCAUGAGACCGGACACGUGUUGGGCAUGGAACAUGACGGCCAAGGCAACCGCUGCGGGGAUGAGACAGCGAUGGGAAGCGUGAUGGCUCCCCUGGUGCAGGCGGCCUUCCAUCGAUACCACUGGUCCAUGUGCAGCGGACAGGAGCUGAAGCGAUACAUCAACACAUAUGACUGCCUCUUGGACGACCCCUUCAAGCACGACUGGCCUCAACUUCCUGAACUUCCUGGCAUCAACUACUCCAUGGACGAGCAGUGUCGAUUUGACUUUGGAGUGGGCUAUAAGAUCUGCACUUCAUUUCGUACUUUCGACCCUUGCAAACAAUUGUGGUGCAGUCACCCGGACAACCCUUACUUCUGCAAAACCAAGAAGGGGCCACCUCUCGAUGGGACGGAGUGUGCUCCCGGAAAAUGGUGCUACAAAGGUCACUGCAUGUGGAAAAUCCCAAAUCAGGUCAAGCAAGAUGGGGCCUGGGGAUCCUGGAGCAAAUAUGGCUCCUGUUCACGCUCGUGUGGAACUGGAGUUCGAUUCCGGACACGUCUUUGCAAUAACCCAGCGCCAUCCAACGGUGGUCAGGACUGCCCUGGGGUAAAUUAUGAGUACCAGUUGUGCAACACUGAUGACUGUCCCAAGCACUUUGAAGAUUUUCGAGCACAGCAGUGCCAGCUCCGCAAUUCCCACUUUGAGUUCCAAAAUGCCAAACACCACUGGCUACCCUACGAGCAUCCUGACACCAACAAGAGGUGUCACUUGUACUGUCAGUCAAAGGAAACGGCAGACGUGGCGUACAUGAAGCAGCUGGUGCAUGAUGGGACGCGGUGCUCCUAUAAAGAUGCUUAUAGCAUCUGCGUGCGUGGAGAAUGUGUGAAAGUUGGCUGUGACAGAGAAAUUGGCUCAAGCAAAGUCGAGGACAAAUGUGGCGUUUGUGGUGGGGAUAACUCCCACUGCCGCACCGUCAAAGGCACCUUCACUAGAACUCCAAAGAAACCUGGGAAGACCAGAGGAGUUUUCUCCUUACCCAAAGGAGCACGGAAUGUAAUUUUGAAUGAAACAGAAGACUCUAGAAAUGUACUUGGCUACCUUAAGAUGUUUCUUAUUCCUCCUGGAGCUAGACAUGUGAUCAUACAAGAACAUGAGGCCUCCCCUCAAAUUCUUGCAAUCAAGAACCAGGCAACGGGGCAUUAUGUUCUCAACGGAAAAGGGGAGGAGGUCAAAUCCAGGAGCUUCAUUGACCUGGGAGUGGAGUGGCACUACAUCAUUGAAGACAAUGUGGAGACCCUGCACACUGAUGGACCUCUGCAUGACCCUGUGGUGGUUCUGAUAAUACCCAAGGACAAUGAGACCCGGUCUACUUUAAUGUACAAGUACAUCAUCCACGAAGAUUCUGUGCCCGUCAACACCAACAACGUCAUCCAGGAGGAAACGUAUGAGUGGGCUCUGAAGAGCUGGUCCCCAUGUUCCAAACCUUGUGCUGGAGGGUUCCAGUAUACCAAAUAUGGAUGUCGAAAGAAAGGAGACACCAAGAUGGUCCAUCGAGGAUACUGUGACGCCAGUAAGAAGCCGAAACCCAUCCGUAGAAUGUGUAACCUCCAGGACUGCACGCAGCCUCAAUGGAUCUCAGAUGAGUGGGAGCAUUGUACUAAAACCUGCAGCAGCCUGGGCUUUCAGAUCCGGACCGUUCGUUGCAUGCAGCUGCUGCAUGAUGGCACCAACCGCUCUGUCCACAGCAAAUACUGCAGCAGCGAGAAGCCAGAGAGCCGGCGACCCUGUAACAGAGUCCCAUGUCCUGCUCAAUGGAGGACCGGAGCCUGGUCAGAGUGCUCGGUGACCUGUGGCGAGGGGAUGGAGAGGCGUCUGGUGACUUGCCGGAUUGGAGAUCAGUGUAGCGGUGAAAAACCAGAGGCUGUGAGACCAUGCAGACCUGGACCCUGUCAUGAUGAACCGUGUAGUGGUGACAAAUCCAUCUUCUGCCAAAUGGAGGUCCUAGCAAGGUACUGCUCCAUUCCAGGCUACAACAAACUGUGUUGCGACUCUUGCAGCAAACGCAGCGGAGCUUUGUCUUUGUUCUCUGAGGCGGCUGAGACAGAGGAGCAUGUCCGCUUCGGAUCAGCCUCCCAGCUGCUUGAGACAUUAACAGCUUCUGUAGCGGCGAACGCCACUCGCAGUGGAAAACAAGGUUCUGGCAAAGGAUCCGCGGCAUCCGGCAACGCUGUGAAACACAUAACGACCCCUGCUCCACUUAAGAAAGACCACUCAAAGGUCACUACAAAACCAAGACGGGUUCCACGACAUGUGGUUCUCCCUGGCAGGAAGCUGCCCGCUAUGGCCCCAUUUCCCCCGGCAGAUCCUACCGAGGGUCAAAGGUGGAGCAGCUUGACAGAUAAUCGGUGGCCCACAGCACAUUCUGAAGUGGAGAGAUGAAGGUGACAUCCUUCCCUUCAGGACUCUUUAUGUACAGUAGAUAACCCAGCUUCAUCCUGAGUCCUCUCAUGCCGAAAAAAACACCAGAAAGAGAGAAACAGAGAGUGAGAAAGAAAAGUGCUGGUUCACUUUGUUAAGAAUUCCCCUGUUACCCCCUCACACUGACUUUAAAUAUCACUUCAGAAGCAUCUUAUACUGUUUGAACUACAACAGCUCAUGUUACUUUGCCAUAGUACUCGAUAUACUAUAUUUAAGCAAAGAAAAAUCAAUACAGUAAUUUCGAGGUUAAGGGCUUUACGGUCUGGAGGGAAUUGUCAUCCACGUCAAAUAAAAAGCUGAAGGAGACGCAGCUUUGGUAGUUUAUAGUGAAUCAUGUCAACAAUACAAAAUAGCCAAAGGUCAGUUGUUGUUGUUUUCCUUUUGGCCUCUCCCUCUUGAGGGUCGCCACAGCAGAUCAUCUGCUUUUUCAGUGAUCCGCAUAUCUGGUUUGGCAACACGGAAUGCCCCUCCUGACACAUUGGAUGUGGCCCCCUGUGGCUGAGUCUCCAAUUAACCCCAUCAAUGGGGAGCAAUGGGGAUUAGGUAUCUUGCUCAGAGGUAAAAUUACCAAAGGACAGUCCAAACCUUUCCAAAAGACACCGGCGUUCUCUACUCCUCUAACAUAUCGGUGGAUAUUAUAAAGAAAUCCUUUACUUGUGGUCAUAUUCUUGACUUUUUGACCAACGAUCCAUGUUUUUUUUUCCCAAAACCCUGAAGUCUCAGAGGAGGUAACAGAUUGCAGGAAGGUAUCAUAAUUCAAUGUCUGACAUCUCAGCAGGUGGUGAGGGUGACAAUGUCAACAGGUGCUGGCAUUACAGUAAAUGUAUUUUGAUAGUACAAAAAUAGUUACUGGAGACUGAUAUGUUGCACUCGACAGCAUUCAUUCUUAUACCUGCUGUGUUGUUCUUCUUAAGGUAAAUCCGAGAUAUAAUGCAUUUUGAAAAUGUCUCCAUAUCAUUAUGUUUCGAUCAGAACCCGGAGCCUGGUUUAAGUUUCUAAGUUAAGGAUAGUGGGAUAGAACAGCUGAUAGAACUGAAAGAAACGUCAUAAACUGUCAUUUAUUUGCCAAAAAAAAGACACAGUAUUUUCCCAGACACAAGAUUUUGGGAACAUAUGAAAUAGGAAAAAUAUCCAGCGUGAGGACCUUUAGGAAAUGGUUCAAGUUGUAUAAUUUUUAUAUAUAUAUACAGAUCCAGCAAUGUCGGUCUGAGUGUCACUCUUCAUUUUUAUGAAAAUUGUUAUUUAUAAAGGUUCCUGUAAAUACUGUAUAUGAAAAUAUCAGUAUUAUUAUUAUUUUUAAUUUUUUUUUUAAAAAAACAAGAUUCUCUUCCACCACCCUUUCAAUUUAUCCAUCAGAAUAACUGCGAAUCCUCUGAAUGUUGACUGUUUCAGACAGUAAACAGAUGAACUGACGGCUCGUGUCAUAUUUUAAGGCUGAAUACGUUUCUCGCCUAAAGGUUGAAACUAUGUCAUGUCUGUUAAAAUCUUUUCACACAUUUUUCUCAGUUUAAAUGUUCAAUAUUGUACUUUAGUGGCAUUCACGUGACGUUCAUGUUACCAAUCACAAACAAUAAAAAAGAAAAAAGUAAGGUGCUGCAGAGAAUAUCCUCCAGAGAGAUGACACAAACAAAAGGAAACCGACAUUGUUGGUUAAUAAUACGUUAAUAAUACGUUUUUAAUCAGUUCAAUUCUCAACAGCAUACUUUAUCCUAGACAGUAAAAGGUAAGUUUAGUCAAGCAUAAAGCCUGGAAACAGAGGGGAACAGCUUAUCUUAAAAAUCUAAAACAAUAAGGGCUGCAACUGACAAUUCAUUUCAUUAUGGAUCAACAUCUCAAUAUUAACAUGGCAGAAAGUCGGGGGAAUGUUGGUUAUAAACACUCAUUAUACUGAUGCUGAUUAUUGGAUUAACAAAAUUGUUGCUGAUUCAUUUAGUUGUGCAUAAUCAAUUAAGUGUUGCAGCGCCCAGCAAAGAAAGUGAAACCCUUUCUGAUCCCAGCAUUUUUUCUAAAAAAAAAAUUUCUAAAGAGAAAUUUGUGUGAAAAGCCUUUGUUAAGUUCAAAAAUUGUCAUGUCAGAUUAAGAAAAAUAAGUGUUCUCAAUGCUGAGUUUCUCACAAUAAGCUAUUGUUCAGCUCAAACCUUCACACCAUAUUUUGUAAGUGUUAUGACUUUUUUUUUCCUUUUUUUUUUUUACUGUGUGACCCUGAAAAAACCCAAACUCUUAUCCUGAAAUGCUUUUCACUGUUGUAUUUUCUAUUACGAGAUGCAGCCACUGAACUCCAACCUAAUAAAGCUGCAUUAAGUGACUUUUGACCACUAGGGAACAGUCAACUUAGGUCACAUUAACAUAAGUGCUGAUGAAUAACCUGUUGGCAAGCAUUUGCUUAUUUGCAUAUCCGGAGGACACGUCUCUGUCCACAUGAUGAAUGAAAGUCAAAUAUUCAGUCUCAGACUCGGUCUCCGCUAAAUUCUCCCCCAGCCGCUUAAGUUGAUUCCAAACCCUCACAAAACUGCAGAGGUGAAAGUUACCUUGCUGGGAGGGGUUCAGCUCUGUGUGCGACCGUUUCACACAGCACAACAAUUUUAAUAAUUUAUCUAUCAGAAAUAUGUUAAAUUGGAGCUCUCAGCCCGCUUCGCCCUUCAGUCUGAACACGGUUCUGUUUACCGCUGUGUGUUUGCAGGAACAAAGCCAGACUGUUUGCACAAAGAAACUGAAUAAUUGUAUUGUUUGUGGAUCAGUUCUUCAAGUAUUUUUCCUCGAUGGCGUUUUAUGGACAAAGGUUCAGGCUGAAAACAGAAAGGAUGUCCUCACAACUACCAUGCAUCUGACUGCAAUAGCAAGAAGCACAGUUUUGUGUUUUUAGCAGAGAAGUACACUCGCAACUAUUCACACUCACUCCUGUGUGCCAAUGUAUAGUACAUGUAUAUAGCAUUGAGUACAUGAAUAUUUAUUGAAAGUUAAAGGGUCCUGCUUUGUUUUUACAGCAUGUGAGGUGCCAAAUGAUCAAUAAGCUGCAGCUGAUUUAACAUUCUUUUUUUUUUUUCUUUUUUCCUUUUUUUCUUUUUUUACAUCCACUAACCCAUCCAUUAUUUUUUUUUUAAUAUUAACUGGAUCUUAAAAACACAAUAGAUUAGAAAUGACAUUGUUGUUUUUUUUGCAAAACAAUUAGAUGUAAAUGUACAUGCUCACUUUUGAGAUGUUUUACUUUUUGUCAGAAGGCUGUCCUUUGUUUGCGACGGCGGUUUCGUAGAACAGAGCUGUAACAUCGCCGUAACGUGUACCGACCAGACAAAUGCUUUUAUUAUAACCAAUAAAACAUAAAUAGUGUAGUACCAGUAAACCAGUAAUGUUGUUUUAAUGCUGUUUGUAGUUGUCAGUUUUGUCUAAACAUUAUUUUCAUUCUCCUCCCCAGUUCUUUUUUUACAUCCUUGACUUGCUGCCUGUAAAACAUUGCUGCUAAUGUUAUAGAGAGCUUGUUAUGAUAAAUAGGAUAGUUAUAGAUGUUACAUUGACAAUCCCUGAGCCUCAGACAGAUAUUACUGCAUAGGAUUUCCCCGUGCCAUGUACUGUAUAAAUGCCCCUGUGCUAUCUGUGCAGUGAACAAAUUCCAAUUGUAAUGACUCUCACAGCUCUUUUUUCGCUUUUUCUGUGUAUGUGUGUAGAUUGAAGUGUACACUACUGAUACUGUUUGUUGUAAAGGGGAGCACAUAGCAAUAAAAUAUAUGAUUAACUUA
This is a messenger RNA of Solea solea (common sole), 7753 nucleotides long. It is a transcript of the gene adamts3, whose product is annotated as ADAM metallopeptidase with thrombospondin type 1 motif, 3. NCBI's taxonomy places the organism in Eukaryota, Metazoa, Chordata, Actinopteri, Pleuronectiformes, Soleidae. The record is from RefSeq and is a predicted model, not a curated record. Gene Ontology annotation, molecular function: metalloendopeptidase activity. Bases 363 to 3980 code for a protein of 1205 amino acids. The transcript has 23 exons. Gene Ontology annotation, biological process: proteolysis; extracellular matrix organization. Gene Ontology annotation, cellular component: extracellular matrix.